UCAGACUGUGAUAACUUCAAGUCAGUCAAGAAAGUUUUCAUCAAAAAAAUAGAGUUGUUAUGUAUUUGUUGAAUGUAGAAAGACGUAUUUUAAGCAAAAGAGUUCGAACUAUUGUUGUUGUAUCAAUAAAUUUAAAUGCAUAAUGUCGACGAAAUCCUCUGUCGAUUUGCGAGCUGAACUUGCUGAAUUAGUGAAACGAAAAGCAGAAAUAGCUGAUACUCUUGCCAAUUUAGAACGUCAAAUCUAUGCAUUUGAAGGUAGUUAUUUGGAAGAUACACAACUAUAUGGUAAUAUAAUACGUGGUUGGGACAGAUAUUUAGCGAGCAAUAAAAAUGCUAAUAGUAAAGCAGAUAAACGAAAUAGAAAAUUUAAAGAAGCUGAAAGGCUAUUCUCAAAAUCUUCCAUCACCUCUAUGGCUGCAGUUAGUGGACUAGUGGAAAACACCCAGGAAAAAAUUGACCGGUACAGUGAAUCGGAGUCGCAGAUCGGCAACAGCGGUAGCGAAGACAAUUGCAGCCUUGUUAAUUCUCACGGAACGACAGCCAAUAGCGGUAGCAGCAACGGUAAUAAGGAGUCAACCGGAAAAAAUCACUCUGUAAUUGGCCAAUACAGUCAGAACGGAUCUAUCGUCUCUUCUUCCGAAAUCGCUGGACAAUUUGCGAACGGGCAUGCGAGCAACGGCAGUCUCGAGCAUGUCUCUUUAAAGGAGAACACGGGGAAAGAUUCGUCGAAAAAUAAAUCUGGGAAUAGUGCGAAAAAGAACAGCAACAAGAGAUCCAGAAAUAGGUAGAAUAGAUCUGAAGUG
Molecule: messenger RNA, 805 nt
Organism: Apis dorsata (giant honeybee)
Lineage: Eukaryota; Metazoa; Arthropoda; Insecta; Hymenoptera; Apidae
Gene: Eaf6
Product: chromatin modification-related protein MEAF6
Exons: 4
Coding region: 143-790 (215 amino acids)
Cellular component (GO): NuA4 histone acetyltransferase complex
Source: RefSeq, a predicted model, not a curated record